Messenger RNA from Brassica napus (rape), 6122 nucleotides. Its product is annotated as agamous-like MADS-box protein AGL80. Gene Ontology annotation, biological process: positive regulation of transcription by RNA polymerase II. NCBI's taxonomy places the organism in Eukaryota, Viridiplantae, Streptophyta, Magnoliopsida, Brassicales, Brassicaceae. The record is from RefSeq and is a predicted model, not a curated record. Gene Ontology annotation, molecular function: protein dimerization activity; DNA-binding transcription factor activity, RNA polymerase II-specific; RNA polymerase II cis-regulatory region sequence-specific DNA binding. The transcript has a single exon. Bases 2418 to 3428 code for a protein of 336 amino acids.
CUCUUCUUUAAUUAAUAAAUCAAAUAUCUCAAUAUGUUUCUAAAAAUAAAUUGAUUGAUGGAGCCUUGUUGUAUUUUUAUUUUUAAGGUUAUGUAAUGUUGAAUAUUAUAAAAAUUCAUUAAAUCCUUAAUAACAACUGUUUCAAAUAUACAUUAGUCUAGUAUUGUAUUACCGUUAAAUAAAUAUAAUUAUAUUUAUAUGAAUAUAAGCAUAUUCUAUAAUAUUUGACUACGUAAAAAUAGUAAAACUGUAUUAGUUACCUAAAGUUAUUCAAAGUUAAUAUUAGAUUUUGUUGGUAGAUGAAAAUAAUGACACGUUUCAUUGUUUUAUAACGAAAACAUUAUAUAUAGCGAUCACUUUAGAAAUCUACGUUACAAUUAUAAAUCCAAAGCAAAACAUAAGAGAUUAUCGCCGUCGAGAUCAAAUGAGAGGUAAAGCUUAUUUACAUUACAUUUUAAAUAAUUUAAUGAAUUUUUUUUCUUAGAUUUUCAAAAUAAGAGAUUAUCGUGUCAAGAUCAAAUGAAAGGUAAAACUUAUUUACACUACAUUUUAAAAAAUUUAGUGAAAUUUCUUUUGUAGAGAUUUUGAAAAUAAGAACUUGUUACAAAGUUAAAUUUUAUAAAAAAAUCGUGACAAUAAUGAUUUUUUGAUACAAGUUAUUAGAAGUCACUGAACUCAUAUCUCUACAAAUCAAGAAGAUGUUCAAUCAGUAUUCAAAUUUAGGAGUCUAAUUUUAAACUCUUUGCUAAUAAAUAUAUUUUAUAAUUAAUUAUGAUUUGAUUAAUUACAUGUAUCUUUUUCAAAGAAUUGUUAUGAACGUUAUCAUCAUUUUGUUUUGAAAUAUAUAUUUCAGUAUAUUUCAAUUCAUUUUAACUAUGUUUUGGAUUUAACGUUUUUUAAAAAAUAACUACAAGAGUUGAAUUUUGUUUGUUACUUUGAAUGUUGUCUCUUGAAAUUCCUACUUCGAAAAAUUUUAUAUGAUUAUCGUAUAUUUGGCUUUGUUCAUUGUUUAAAAAAACAUAAAAAAUAUUGUCAUUACUUACAAAGCUACAUUAAAAUAGUUAAAAUAAUUAAUUUUAAUUUAUUUAUAUCAAACCAUAUUAAUUUAAUAUUAUCAUAUUUUCUAAAAAUUAGUUAUCGUUAGGCGUGAGCAUGACAUAUAUUUUAAUUACUGUAAAACUUUCAUAAAGACUAUAAAUUUAGUGUUGUAAUUCCAUUUUCAAGAUAAAUAUUUACUUUUUUAUUUUUUUAUUUUCUUUUCUAAAGAAGAGAAUAAUUUAAUAGUAAACAUAAAUUGUAUAAGAUUUUUUUGCAUUGCGUUUCUUAGUAUCAAUACAUAAAUAAAUGUAUUUCUUCAUGACCAAAUUUUAAUUUGCAUUCUGCAAAAUAAUAGUGAGAAGCGUGUUUCCGCACUUGAAAAAUGUAAAAAGUCUUUUUCAUAUGACUAAGAAAUAUUAGAUAAAAGUAUUUAGGAAACAAAUACUGGUAAAUAUUGAAUUCUGUAACAUAAUUUUUUAAUGAAACAAAUUCUAGAUUUGGUCCAUUGAUUAAUAGAUAAUUAGAUUUACAUGCAUUUAAGUAUCGAGAAAGUAAAAAAAAAUUUAUCUAUUAAUGCAUAAAUGCAUGUAUAUCUAAUUAUCAAAGAAUCAAAGGACUAAAUAUAAAAUCUGUUUCAGUAAAAUAUUAUGUUAAAAUUUUUAAGAUUUACCAGUAUUUUUUUCCUAAAUACAUUUUCCUAAUAUCUUUUAGUCCUGUGAAAAAAGAUUUUUACUCAAGUACGAAAACACGUCGAUGCAUGUAUAGGAUAGUAUAAUCUUAUUAAAAAAUAUUUAUAGCCUAGAAAAUUUAAUAAAAAGGAAUGUAUAUUUAUUUGAACAAAAAACUAGUGUAUAUGUAUUUAGUUAUCUACUUGAAUUUUAAUUAAAUUUACAAAUUAUGAUUGAAAACCAAAUCUUAGAAAUUGUCCCACAUGUUUGCAAUGAUUUGUUUCAAAAUAGCUAUAACUUUUUUUGCAAAUAUAGUUUAUAUGAUCCUGAAAAAUAAAUAAUGAAAAUAAUAAAAUAAAAAAAAUAAUAAAUAAUAAAUAACAAAAUAAUAAAAAUUUAAAAGUAAAAAAACAAUAAAAAAAUAAAAAAUUAUUUUGUCUUUCGAGAAUAUAUUUUAGACUUAUAACCAGUAGAAAAAUAAAAAAUAUUAACUACAGUCAAGAAAAAUAUUAAUCUUAUCUUUAUUGACCUGUGGUUAAUAUUUUUAUUUUUUUACUAGUCAUAAAUCUAAAAUAUAUCCUCUACCUAAAAAGACAAAAAAAAAUAAAAAUAAAAUGAAGACAAAUUUUUCAUACCCCGCCGUCCCUAUAAAAUGGCACACACGUCCAUGAACUCAAACACACAACAACAAACACAAAAAAAAAAAACACCAUGACAAGGAGGAAGGUGAAACUUGCUUUCAUCCUCAAUAACGCCUCGAGAAAAGCCACAUACAAAAAGAGGAAGAAAGGCUUGCUCAAAAAAGUGCAUGAGCUAUCCACUCUAUGUGGGAUUGCCGCUGGGGCUAUCAUUUACAGUCCCUACGAUCCUACCCCUGAGGUGUGGCCUGAUGCUGAUGGCAUCCAGCAAGUGAUUGCUGCUUUCCGGAGUCUGCCGGAACUAGACCAGCACAAGAACAUGGUCAAUCAAGAGGAGUACGUCAAACAGAGGAUAGAGAAAGCCGGAAAACUUCUGAAGAAGCAGACGAGGGACAACAGGGAGGCUCACUUCACUGAAGUCAUGUAUCAAUGUCUCAUGGGGAACAUGGGAGUGGCGGGUGCUAGAGCCAUGGAUCUUAACGAUCUAGGCUUUCUUAUUGACCAGUAUCUUCAUUGUCUUGAUCGCAGGAUUGAGACUAUACUAGGCUCGUCAAACAUGGAGAUUGGUGAAUCCUCCAAUGCUGUUGCUGCGGCUAUGGAUCAGGAUCCUUCUGAGCCGGCUGGAACAUUGCCCCUCCUGGAAGGUGCAACCGCUCCAGCCGCUGCUGUCCAUGAGGUGGGUUCUUCCUCCUCCUCUGCUGCUGCUGCGGGUGCAUCUUUCAAUCAAAUGUACCCGUUUCCUCAGAAUCAGCAGAUGUUUUAUCAACCAUCUGCCCCAUUUGCUGGAUACUACGAGCAGUCUCAUAACCAUAACCAGUUUAUGGAGAUGAUGAACCAUCCUGAGCACAUGGCUUAUGCUGCUAACCAAAUGGGGUUCCCAUAUACGGACAAUGCCCAUCACUACCGUCAGCCUAACCAGCCUCAGCCGCAGCCGCAGCAGUUCUUCCCAGGUGAGUCCUCCGCUGCUCCGCAGCGUCAGUUCUUCCCAGGUGAAUCCUCCGCUGCUCCACCACCACCCGGCACCUCAGGCAGUGAGCCACCUGCUACAGCUCCAUUUCCUCCCAAUAAUAUUUGGUUUCGUUAAGGUUUGGAGAGACGACGUUCACGUUAUGAUAAGACGACAAAGCUAUGAUUACUCUCACGUGUUUUCUUUGUGUUGCCGUUUUAUUUGAUGUUAAACGUUAUUGAAUUUGUGUGUUUUUAGUUUUUAUUGCACUACAUUUCUUGCUGUUGUUGUUUGUUUACACAGAUAUAUUUAUGUAUCAUCAUCAUUGAUCAAAAAACAAAAAAAAUUUAUGUAUCAUCUUUAUAAUUCAAUGAAAUUUAAAUUUUCUCUAGUUAAUCUCUUUUUAUAUUAGAGUUUCAAAAAAAAACUCUUUUUAUAUUAGACUUGAAGAACUGACUUGCAGUAUAUAUAUUAUUAGUUCACAUGAAAAAAUAAUAAGUAAUAAAAAGUAGUUCAUACAUUAGACUUGAAGAAUUUACGUGAAGUACAUAUAUUGUCAAAAAAUAAAAAACAAAAAAGAAAAAUAGUAAAAAACAAAUAAGAAAAAUAGUAAAAACAGAAAAAAUAAAAGGAAAAUGUCAAAAUAAUUUUAUUUUUUUUAAAACAAAACAGAAAUACAAAAAUUAAGUUCACAUGAUCCAGAUGAUUGGAUUCAGGGUUAUGGGACAUUUAGUAACAACAACAUUUUUUGUUGUUGUUGUUGUUGUUGUUGUUUUACACAGAUAUAUUUAUGUAUCAUCUUUUUAAUUCAAUAAAAUUUAAAAUUUCUCUAGUAAAUCUCUUUUAUAUUAUACUUGAAGAACUGACGUGGAGUACAUAUAUUAGUUCACAUGAAAAAUAAUAAGUAAUAAAAUAAUAGUUCAUAUAUUAGACUCGAAGAAUUUACUUGCAGUAUAUAUAUUGUCAAGAAGUCAAAUAAAAACAUAUAAGAAAAGAAUAGUAAAAAACAGAAAAAAGGAAAAUGUCAAAAUCAUUUGAUUUUUUAAAACAAAACAGAAAUACAAAAAAUUAGUUCACAUGAUCCUAGAUGAUUAGAUUCAGGGUUAUGGGACAUUGAGUAAAAAGCGGUUACCUAAUAUAUUACCAAGUUCUUGUUAGUAGAUCUAAGUUUUACAUAGCAUUUUAAUCACUGAAUAGUCUUAAUCUAUUUAGAUAGUUUCUUGAAAAAUUAUAUUUAUUAAAUAUUAAUAGAAUAGUUUAAUCUAUUUAGAUAAUUUUUGAGAAUGGAAUAUUUUCUAUUGAAUUUUAAUAAUUCAAAAUUAUAUACGUUUAUUUAAACUUGAGAGCAUGUUAUGUUAUCCUUUGACAAAUGUUUUGAAUUACUUUAACGUUGAUUUGAAUACAAAUAUGUGUUUCUUUGUAAAUAGUAAACUUUAUACAAACUUUAAUUAGUAGGUUAGUGGUAAGUAGUUGCUACUCUUUUGGGGCCGAAUCCAAAGAUAAAUUAACAUGCUUUAAUUUCUUAGAUUAUUAGAUUCAGCCCCAUAAUUAAUUUUAUGGGUUUGUUAAGAUAUUUUAUCGGAAAUUUAUUUUAUCUUUAUAAUUAGUUAAAUGGUACGUAGAAUCAAAUAGCCUUUAUCAAAGCCUUUUUUUUUUAAUAAAAUAUUGUUUUGAGGAUAAAAAAUAAUCAUAAUUUCAGAGAUUAAAACUGGCCCCAUAAUGUUGUUUUGAGAAUAAAAAAUAAAGAGCUGUUAUUUUUUCAAUAAACUAUUUGGCAACCUGUAAAACUUAUUAAACACCUGAAUAAAAUUAUUAUCCCGAGAAUUUAUUAAUUAAUAAGAUAUAAUUUAUUAAUUAUUAUUCCGAGAUGCAAUGUAUGAUAGAUUAUAGAUAUGAUUUCAUAAAUAGUCAUUUAAUCCUAAAGGCUAAGAAUAGGUAAGUGAUCUGAGUCAAUGUAGUAUGCGUCAUUCCAGCUAACGUGAUGAAUGCCUAUAAGUUUCAUACUUACUCGUAUACACACACGUCACCAGCAAUUUACCAACUUUAGUUACAAUAUGUAUCUUCAUAAAUUAUUUUUUUCACUGUUAUAAAAUUACAUUUUAAAGCUAUUAAGAUGGUAUUAUCCGAAUUAUACAAGUGAUUACAUCCUUAGUGAUGAAAAAGUCUUAGUAGCCUUUUAUGUUAUUUGAGAAAUAAUCUCAGUCUUUUGCAAAAAAAAGAAAUAAUCUCACAGUGAGGAUUCACCAAUAAAUUUUCGUUACUGAUUAGUGAUUACAUACGACGUGGCAUUACGUACAUAUCCAGGACCGGUGCAUAUAUUUCAAAAUUUGCUUAAGGCCUAAGCCAAUAUAGAAAAUAUAAAAAUAAUGAAAAUAUGUAGCGUAAGAUUUUUAAACACAGUCCAUGCACCCUAAGCAGCUUCUUAUGUUGCCUAUCCCCCCGGUCGGGCCUGCACAUAUCAUACAAUUAACAAAGGAUUUUCAUCUAAUUAAUAGCAACAUUUGCCAACUGGAAGUCAAAACACUAUUUCAUUUCAACCAUCCACAACUUUAUAAACUGACUCCUCACAAGAAGAAACAUAGAAACAUGUUAACACAUAGAAUUUGAGAAAAAUUCAAAAAAUAUGACAAUAUUGUUUGAAACUUUUGUUGUCUUUGUUUCAUAAGAUAAUAACGAUUUGACUCUGGUUAUUCCAUUGAUUUAAGGAAUAUAUACAGUUUUAGUAAAUUAAUUGAUAAAAAAUAAGAACAAUGCUCAUGUACCAUGAAAGAGAGUUUAACAUAAAUUAACAUAAAUUUAGAAUGUGGUAAGAAAUUUUAAAACAACAUUAAA